AUCGCCCGCCGGUCACACUGGCUAAAGCUUAAAAAAACACUUGGCAAGAUUCAGAUAAUAAACAAAAUCAAAUUUAUCUGAACUUCGAAUAAGAUGGAAUACGAAAGUGUGCUGAUCGUGAAGCCGGAGGUGUUUAUCUACAAAAUACCGCCCCGUGCGAGCAAUCGAGGCUACAGAGCGGGAGAUUGGAACUUAAAGGAGCCCACCUGGACGGGCAGGAUGCGACUGGUGGCCAAGGGCACCGCCGUCAUCCUCAAGCUGGAGGACAAGACCAGUGGUGCCCUGUUCGCCAACUGCCCCAUCGACACAUAUCCCGGCGUGGCCAUCGAGGCGGUUUCCGACAGCUCCCGCUACUUUGUCAUCCGCGUGCAGGACGAUAAUGGACGGUCGGCAUUCCUGGGCCUGGGCUUCGGCGAUCGAUCCGAUUCGUUCGAUCUGAAUGUGGCGCUGCAGGACCACUUCAAGUGGGUGAAGAACCAGGAGCAGAUCGAGAAGGAGAAGACGGAGCCCAAGCAGGAGCUGGAUCUGGGAUUCAAGGAGGGCGAGACCAUCAAGAUCAACAUGAGGAUAACGAAAAAGGAUGGCUCCGAGGGAUCCUCGCGCACUGGCAAGAACAAAGGCUCCUCGGGCGUGCUGCCACCGCCGCCCGGUGGCCUUGGAAAGAUCGCUCCGCCACCGGCCGCCGCCCCAGCCACGACGGUACGGCAAAGUCCCGGCGUUUCGACCGCCCACAGACCCGCCGCUGGAGGAUCCGAAUGGACCGACUACGCAUCAGCCGGCGGCAACCAAGGACAACAGAACUCGUCCAACACCAACUGGGUGCAGUUCUAGAUAGACAUCAUCCUGUUCCUGCUGCUGCUCCUGCUGCUGCGCUCCUAUCACCCAGAACUUUAUGUUUUAAGACUCUUCAGAUGUUUUUUUUGUAUUCACCAUUUGCAAGCAAAUUAUUAUCGUUUUGAACAAGACCAAAAGAUUGAACAUAAAAUUCAGCAAAGGCGUCACGCGUUAAAGUUAAAGAUUUAUAAUUCAAUUGAAAUUGUGUAUUAGUUUCCCCGCCCACCACUCUCCCUCCCUCUCACUCUCUCUCUGUCUGACUGCGUAGUUGCGUCUCGCUCUAAUUGGAGGAGUACGAUGAGCGUGGGCGGAGUUCUCAGUGGGCGGGGAUCUGUAGCGAACUAUUUAGCCUGGUUGUUAAUUGUAUAAGUGAAAGUAACGAUAAUUUGUAUGGAAAUUAUACUAAAAUGUAAUUUGUUAACGUCGAGAUAAUGCAAUUAAAUAUGCAAACUAAGCUUAAAUCAAGUUACACACGAA
This is a messenger RNA of Drosophila sechellia, 1311 nucleotides long. RefSeq names its product NECAP-like protein CG9132. The record is from RefSeq and is a predicted model, not a curated record. Gene Ontology annotation, biological process: endocytosis. The transcript is spliced from 4 exons. Gene Ontology annotation, cellular component: membrane; clathrin vesicle coat. The coding region runs from base 94 to 831 and encodes 245 amino acids. NCBI's taxonomy places the organism in Eukaryota, Metazoa, Arthropoda, Insecta, Diptera, Drosophilidae.